Molecule: messenger RNA, 225 nt
Organism: Dicrocoelium dendriticum
Lineage: Eukaryota; Metazoa; Platyhelminthes; Trematoda; Plagiorchiida; Dicrocoeliidae
Source: the annotation of a GenBank genome assembly
AUAUUCGGUCCUAUCCUGCCUAUCAUGAAAGUUGACUCUGCCGAGGAGGCAGUGAACUAUAUCCGCUCCAAGGAAAAGCCUCUGGCUUGCUACGUUUUCACUCGCAACGCCGACGUCUUCUCUCUUUUCAAGCAAAAUACCUCUAGUGGUAGUUUAACUCAAAAUAGUUGUUGCACCCAUUUCCUGGGUAAGUUAAUCUCCGGUUGCACUUGUUGUUCGCUCUGA